This is a messenger RNA of Hyla sarda, 1306 nucleotides long. RefSeq names its product serine racemase (gene SRR). Gene Ontology annotation, biological process: L-serine metabolic process; pyruvate biosynthetic process; D-serine biosynthetic process. Bases 134 to 1159 code for a protein of 341 amino acids. Gene Ontology annotation, molecular function: serine racemase activity; ATP binding; threonine racemase activity. The record is from RefSeq and is a predicted model, not a curated record. Lineage: Eukaryota; Metazoa; Chordata; Amphibia; Anura; Hylidae. The transcript is spliced from 8 exons.
ACAGACCCAAGGCACAGAUCGAGAGGAAAGGCACACGAGAUGUAAUGAUAAUCCCAAUGCUUAAAUUCCCAUAACAAGUCCCGUGAAAUACACCACAUGGAUAUCGGAGCGCCAAGUGAAUGGGCAAUGGUGAAUGUUCCAGCCACAAAAUAAAGAAGGUACAAGGACCAUGGAUCCCCCAUACUGCGUAACACUAAGAGACAUACAAGAAGCUCAGAGACGGAUCCAGGGCUUCAUACACACAACUCCAGUGAUGACAUCUGCCAGUCUGGAUGCACUUGCUGCUCGCAAACUCUUCUUUAAAUGUGAAUUACUGCAGAAGUCUGGCUCUUUCAAGAUUCGAGGUGCACUAAAUGCAGUUAAGAGUUUACCAUACGAUAACUGUACUGCAGUCGUGACCCACAGCAGUGGCAACCAUGGUCAGGCAUUGGCAUUGGCAGCACAGAUGAUGGGCAUUCCUGCACAUGUGGUAGUUCCAACCACUGCUUCAAAAUGUAAGAAGUCUGCAAUUCUGGAGUAUGGUGCUCGGAUUCUGGACUGUGAACCAUCAGAUGAGUCUCGUGCAGAAUUGGCAGCUCAAACAGUACAGAAAACAGGAGGUGUUCUGAUCCAUCCAAAUCAAGACCCAGCAGUCAUUGCAGGUCAAGGAACCAUUGGACUUGAAGUCUUACAACAGGUGCCAGGACUGGAGGCCUUGGUUAUACCUGUGGGUGGUGGCGGCAUGCUGGCUGGAAUAGCUGUUGCUUUAAAGGCUAUUAAACCAGAUGUUAAAAUUUAUGCUGCUGAACCUGUUAAUGCAGAUGACUGCUACCGCUCAAAGAAGACUGGUAUUUUGACUCCUAAUCUUCAUCCUCCAAUCACCAUAGCAGAUGGUGUAAAGACAAGCAUUGGCCCCAACACGUGGCCCAUUAUAAGGGACCUGGUGGAUGAUGUGUUCGUUGUCACUGAAGAUGAAAUUAAGAGUGCUACACGGUUGGUCUGGGAGAGGAUGAAGCUUCUGAUCGAGCCUACAGCAGGCCUGGGUCUGGCUACCAUUCUGUCCAAUCAAUUCCAGGAGAAAACAAGAGAUAUACAAACCAUUGGUGUGGUGCUCUGUGGUGGUAACGUGGACCUCGGCAGUCUGGACUGGUUACAUGAGCCUUUGUUGAACAGAAACUGAAAUGCAGCACAGGCUAUAGAACAUGUAGAGUUAACAAAAUGUGGUUCCUUGAUUUUAUGUAAUUCCCACACCUACAAAUGUCUAAAUACAAAAUAAAUAAGUUCUCGUAAGGCACCAACAAGAGAAGACGCAAAGAUCAACUUGCAG